AACGGUAGGCAUUUUUGUGCACUUUUGCACGCCCCUUAUAGUCCUCUUAGGAAUGGGGUAAGGUCAAUGGUAGACAGUUUUUGGUUAAAGCUUUUGGGAGUUUGAGAAGAGACCACAGAGUCAGGUAGUGUAUUCCAAGCAUUAACAACUCUGUUACAAAAGUCAUAUUUUCUGCAAUCAAGAUUGAAGCGGUUAACAUUAAGUUUGAAUCUAUUGUUUGCUCUUGUAUUAUUGCGAUUGAAGCUGAAGUAGUCUUUAACAGGAAGGACAUUGCAAUAGAUGAUUCUGUGUGUUAAACACAGGUCUUGUUGGAGUCGGCGGAGUUCUAAGUUUUCUAAUCCCAGGAUUUCAAGUCUGGAGGUAUAAGGUAUUUUGUUGUUUACAGAGGAGCGGAGAACUCUUCUUGUAAAAUAUUUCUGGACUCGUUCAAUUGUAUUAAUGUCAGAGAUGUGGCAUGGGUUCCAGACAAGUGAGCUGUAUUCAAGAAUAGGUCUAGCAAAUGUUUUAGAAUAGAAUAGAAUAGAAUAGAAUAGAAUAGAAUAGAAUAGAAUAGAAUAGAAUAGAAUAGAAUAGAAUAGGCCAAUGUGAUUGGACACACAAGGAAAUUGUCUUGGUGCAUAUGCUCUCAGUGUACAUAAAAGAAAAGAUACCUUCAAGGUACAACAUUUACAACACAAAUGAUGGUCAAUAUAUCAAUAUAAAUCAUAAGGAUUACCAGCAACAACGUUACAGUCAUACAGUCAUAAGUGGAAAAAGAUUGGUGAUGGAACGAUGAGAAGAUUAAUAGGAGUGCAGAUUUAGUAAAUAAUUUGAGUGUUGAGGGAAUUAUUUGUUUAGCAGAGUGAUGGCCCUCGGGAAAAAACUGUUCUUGCGUCUAGUUGUUCUGGUGUGCAGUGCUCUAUAGCGUCGUUUUGAGGGAAGGAAUUGAAACAGUUUAUGUCCAGGAUAUGAGGGAUCUGUAAAUAUUUUCACGGCCCUCUUUUUGACUCUUACAGUAUACAGGUCCUCAAUAGAAGGCAGAUUGGUAGCAAUUAUUUUUUCUGCAGUUCUAAUUAUCCUCUGAAGUCUGUGUCUUUCUUGUUGGGUUGCAGAACCGAACCAGACAGUUAUAGAGGUGCAAAUGACAGACUCAAUAAUUCCUCUGUAUGCUCUGGUUAGUAGUGUAGAGUUUUUGGAAAAGAAGCUACGCAAAAUUAGGUUUACAACUUUUAGAGCCUUUUUUGCUAUGUAGUUGCAGUGGGCUUUGGCACUUAGAUCAUUUGAUAUGAAAACUCCGAGGUCUUUAACAGGGUGGGGGUCAUCUGUAAGGUAAUGUCCAUCAAGCUUGUACUUAGUGUUUGGGUUCUUUUUUCCAAUAUGUAAUACUGAGCAUUUACUGGUUGAGAUUUGAAGUUGCCACGUUUUAGACCAUUCAGAUACAAAGUCAAGGUCUUUUUGAAGGGUAGUUGUAUCGUUGGUGGUGUUAAAUAGUUUGACGUCGUCAGAAAAAAAGGAUACAAUCACUAGUAAUAAGGUCACAGAGAUCAUUAAUGUAUAGUAUGACGAGCGUUGGUCCAAGAACGCUGCCUUGGGGAAUGCCAUGCUUUACAGGAACAGGAUUUGAUAGUGCAUUGCCAAUUUUGACCACUUGUCUAUUUGACAGGAAAGCUGUUAUCCAGUUGUGGAGGGGUCCUAAGAUGCCGUAAGAUUUUAAUUUUAGAAGUUCGUCAUGUACAAGAGUCAAAAGCUUUACAGAAGUCAAUGUAGAUCGUAUCUAUUGUUUUGCCCUGAUCAAGGUUUGUAGUCCAUAUUCUUUGCAGUGAAGAAAUUGUAAGUUACAUGAUAAUUUUUUCCUGAAACCAAAUUGUUUAUUAGAGAGUAGGUUGUUUGUUUCUAGGUGGAGGGUAAUGGAUUGGUUGAUGAUAGAUUCCAUUAUUUUGAAGGUGACGCAGCAUAGAGAUAUCGGUCUGUAAUUUUCAACUAGGCUGGGGUCUCCUUUUUUGAAGACAGGGAUGACCGUGGCUAGUGACCAUAGUUUGAGAAGGGAACUGGUUGUGAAAGCUUUAUCAAAGAUUAUGCUUAGGGGUUCUGCUAUAUUAAUAGAACAUUUUUUUAAGACGUAGGCACAUAGUCCAUCAGGUCCAAUAGCUAGGGAUGGUUUUAGUUUGUGUAGAGCUUUUUCAACAUUAUCUUCUGUGAAGUCUAUAUGUGUUAGAUCGUUAUACUCAUAGUUGGUACGAUUGUUGAAUGUCGGGUAUGAGCUAUUACUGUUAACAAAGGCUGAGCCAAAGAAUGUGUUGAAGAGGUUUGCUUUAACUGUUUCAUCAUUAUUUUCUUUGCCGUUAGAUUCUUUUAGCUCACAGGGUUAGAGUCGAGGAGGAGAAUUUUGGAAGAGGACUUGGUAAGCACAAUGUUUUGGAGGUCAGGCAAGUCAUAAAUGAAACAAAAGCAAAAUUUCCCUAACCAAAUGAGACCAGAACAACAGAUCGUGGAGAGAUGGCCAUCUCCUUCACGGGUGGAUCAUUUAACUUUCAAUGAAACAUCCCUUCGUGUUUCUUUUUUUUAAAGCAAGCAGCUUCCUCUCUGGGAACGACCAGCCGAGUGCCUGCACCGACGGGGGGGGGGGAUUUUGAAGCCCUCACAAAUCGUUUUGCUAUGAAAAGAAAGGGCGGCCCACAGCGGACGUGCCUCAGGCAAGCACGCUUUAAAUCGUGCGCUUUUUUCGACGACCAGGCGGAGCCGGCUCGUUACCCCCUGCCGUAGGGUCUGGAGGGACCCGAGCAACACCACGCAGCCAGACCCUCCGGCAGCCAUUUGCUAGGCCUCGGCGCCCUCCCUGUAUCUGCCAGCGAGGGACUCUCCUUUCCAAAAGGUGGCGAAGCGGGAAAGAUGAGUCGCUCCCGCAACCCGCGCCUCGCCUCCUUCCCCUCGACGCCGAGGGAAAAGUGAGCCUCGCGCGCCAUCAGCGGGUCCCACGUCGCCCGGCUUCCCUGGGCUGAGGAGAGGGGCGGGGGGGGGGAAAGAGAGGCGAGGCCGCGCGCCCGCGCGCGCCUGCCGCGCGGCUCUUUGCCUCUCGCGCCCCUUCCCCGCCGGGCCGCCCCUCACGCGCUCCAGCCUAUUGUUCUGCUUGCCGCCGCUUCCUUUCCCCACCCCCCAUCGCUUUCCCCCCCACCCACUCGGAGGUGGGCGGGGUUUUCCCCGGCCUCCGACUGACACUUCGGAGGCGGGCCGGAGCCGGUUGAAAACGGGAGGCUGAAGCCGGCGGGACAGAAUCGGCGGCGCUGUCGCCGUCGUUACUGUAGGAAGCUUCGGGCCUGCUGUGCGGCGCUUCGGCUGCCUCGGCGCGGGCUGGCAAGCCAAUGAGGGCCCGGACUCCGGCCCUCGCUGCCUCAGGAGCUGCCGGGAGCCCCCCGUGCCGACCGCCGGCCCGAAUAAGGGCGGGUCGACUGGCUCUCCAUGCGGCGGCUCCAGGAGAAGUUCAGGAGGUAUGAAAAGGUUGUAAACAAGAAGUUCAUUCAUGCAAGGAACAGUCUGAAUUCCAGCCUGUUACAUAUCAAAGCUGUAAACUGUGCAAAAUUCAUGAAUCAUCCAGCUCCAGCAAACAGUCGUUAUAAACCUACUUGCUAUGAGCAUGCUGCUAACUGUUACACUCAUGCGUUUCUUAUUUUCCCAGCCAUUUUUGGUAGUGCCCUCCUUCAUCGACUUUCUGAGGAUCAGUGGGAAAAGAUAACAGCAUGGAUAUACGGAGUUGGUCUGUGUGCACUUUUCAUCGUUUCAACAGUGUUUCAUAUUAUUUCUUGGAAGAAGAGUCAUCUAAGGACAAUGGAGCACUGUUUUCAUAUGUGUGACCGAAUGAUGAUCUAUAUCUUCAUUGCAGCAUCAUAUGCACCUUGGUUAAAUCUUCGUGAACUUGGGCCUUUGGCAUCUCAUAUGCGUUGGUUUAUCUGGCUAAUGGCUGCUGGAGGAGCUUUUUAUGUAUUUCUCUACCAUGAAAAGUAUAAAAUCGUGGAACUCUUCUUCUAUUUAGCAAUGGGAUUUUCUCCUGCUCUAGUUGUAACUUCCAUGAACAACACGGACGGACUUCAAGAACUUGCCUGGGGAGGUGUAAUUUAUUGUAUGGGAGUGAUCUUCUUCAAGAGCGAUGGAAUAAUUCCAUUUGCCCAUGCCAUCUGGCAUCUAUUUGUUGCCACAGCAGCUGCCGUUCAUUAUUAUGCUAUCUGGAAGUAUCUUUACAGAAGUCCUGCAGAUAUCAUCCUUCAGCUAUGAUAUGAAACACAAAGACAGAGACAUUUGCCACAACAAUAUGCCUUUGACUCAGUAUUACUUGGGGAAAAGAAAUUCUUGGGAAAGGUGGGGAGGGGGAUUGUAGAGGGAAAAAUGCACUGACUUCGACCGUUUUCACCUUUACUGUGAACUUAAGUGACAAGAGUCUUUCGUAGAAUUACAGUUCGCAUAGCAAGUGCUGGAGCACCUCGUUCUCUAAGCACUGUCCUAGGAGAGCCUCAAUUGAAAUAAAUAGGACUUGGGCAAGAACAUGGCACUCCUGUUCAUUUCAGGGCGGCUUGCACAGAAGCCUGUUCUUUUCACGUUGCAUCCACCAUGAAGAUGUGGAAGCUACAUCUAAAUGGUGAACUUAUAGGUGGGGCAUUUAAAUCCAUUUAAACCCAGGUUGGGAUUGUGGGUCAAACCAACAUGCUGCAUUAUGAAAUAUCCAUUCCACAUUAACAAGCUACAACAAUGUGAAAAAAUGGGGGGGGGGUAUGUUUACAAAUUCUUUUUUAAUGUCUGUCCUGAGUUUUAACUUCUGCAUCUUUAAACGAUGUAAACUUAUGAAUUGUAGAAGUUUAUGUGAUAGCAAAACCACAUUUUUAAAAUUGCUUCUAUCACUUUUCACAAAUAAUUUCAUAAAAUAUAAUCAUGGACUGAUAGGGUUUAGCGCUUCCUUCCCAAACCUGAUAACCAAUGUGACUUUUAUAAAAUGUUUUUUUUUAAAUAAAUUAAAGAAAUGGUUUUUUUUUUUUUUUUUUUUUUUUUUUUUUUUUUUUUGCAAAAACCAAAAACAAACCUGGCUACAUUCCAUGUAUUGGUACAUAAUAUCUCUAUCAGGUUUUUCAUUUAAAAGAAAAUCUGAUUGAUAAUAAUUUCUAAAACUGGCUUUGCCAAACUAAAAGCCUGAAAAGCUUCCGCCCUCUGUGGUAAACUGAAUUGCCUGUGUGGAAUGUACAACUAAUGCUACCUAAUACAGUGCCAUUUCUAGAAGAAUUUGUAGGUAUUUGUGUGAAAGCAUUCUGGACAUUUUAGUUAGAAAUUGUGACCAGCGGUUAACAGCUGUAACAUUUGAAUGACUAAAGCAUCAGUAAUUUUGUAGAUUCGUAAGACCUUUGGUGCUCAAGCAGAGGUUCUAGUGCAACUUUUUGCCUAUUUACUCAGAAGUAAAUCUCGUGGUAUUAAUGAGGUUUACUCCCUGGUGAUAUUAGGACUGCGUCCUUACAGUAUUCAAGAUUACUAGUUGAGCCAAUUACUCCCGUUGGGUGUAACCUCACUAGGGUACUUUUGCCAUUUCUGAAAACUAAAGAAUUGCUGAUAAAUUUUUGAAUAUUACUAGUGAGUGGUUCACUAUAACACCCAAAUGGCCUUUAUGGAAGGGAAACUUAAAAGGCUUGUGAUGUCUCUUCCAUCUGGGACUUAAAGUCACAAAACUGCAAGCGUAUGUGGUUCUUACCAUAGUAAUUGGGAUAAUAAUGGUAGCAGUUUGGUUGUCUGAUGUGCUUUUUAAAUGACAAGAUGUUUGAAUCUUCGUUGUGAUGGUCAUUGUCAAGUUACUGUAUACGUCCCACUGUACUAUGAAUGUCUUAUAUUAAGAUUGAAUUUAUGCUUUUUGUAACUUGCUCUUUUUCAUGUAAGUGUUUAAAAAAAAACACUAAAACGAAACGUUGCCUUUUUCAGAUUUUACUCUGGAGAUUUUACCUGUGAAACAUCAGAAUGAAACUAUAAAAAUGUUGGAGAAGGGUUGCCCCCACCAUCCAGGAAUAUGUAAACUUCUUCAACAUUUGCCAGUUGGUUGUAAUGUGGCUUCUAGAGUUUGAUGCCUUCCUUUUAGAUGGAAAGGGUGCUCAGAAAGAAACCUGGUUUAAGUGCAGUAUUAGCUAAUGAAUAUAAAAUUGUAACUUAUCAGACUCUGUUCCAAAGUUGUUCAGAGUGUGAAGGGGUCUGUAAAUUUCUGACUAAGCAGUAGUUGUUUCACUCUUUUUCUUAACAUGUCAACAUUUUAUAGACAGUGUUGCAAAAGAACGGAAGAACCUUACAAGAAAUUUCCACCUAGCUAUUGGAAUCCAAGAGUUGGAGAACUUGUUUAACUUUCUGAGUAGAAUGUCAGAAAAAUAUAUAUAUCAGAGUACAAAACAUUUACUGCGUCCAUUCUGGAAUAUCUGAAUGACACAGCUCUGUUUUUUAUUUUCUUAACUGAUGUAUCUGAUUCUAAAUAUUUUCACUUUACAUGAGUUCUCGUAAUCAAGUGUAGUGCUGUUAAAACCACUAAAAUGUGUUUAAAGCUCUGUUUUUGUCAAAACUAGUUCUAAAUAAUACUGCUACCUUUAUGGUAACUUCUUGUGGUCUUUAUAAUGUUGCAUAUUUUAAGGAUGAAAAGUGUUAAGGUUGAAAACAACUGAACAUGUCCUACCCCUAAUUUAAUCUAGUUCCUGAAGGUUAAAUGUGCUGGAUUAAUGCAAAUAAACAUUUUGUGCAAU
Molecule: messenger RNA, 6725 nt
Organism: Ahaetulla prasina
Lineage: Eukaryota; Metazoa; Chordata; Lepidosauria; Squamata; Colubridae
Gene: MMD
Product: monocyte to macrophage differentiation associated
Exons: 9
Coding region: 3436-4245 (269 amino acids)
Cellular component (GO): membrane
Molecular function (GO): pore-forming activity
Source: RefSeq, a predicted model, not a curated record